Molecule: messenger RNA, 1381 nt
Organism: Sinocyclocheilus anshuiensis
Lineage: Eukaryota; Metazoa; Chordata; Actinopteri; Cypriniformes; Cyprinidae
Product: serine/threonine-protein kinase pim-1-like
Exons: 6
Coding region: 2-1267 (421 amino acids)
Biological process (GO): protein autophosphorylation; negative regulation of apoptotic process; regulation of mitotic cell cycle
Cellular component (GO): cytoplasm
Molecular function (GO): ATP binding; protein serine/threonine kinase activity
Source: RefSeq, a predicted model, not a curated record
UAUGGGACAGCGACUUUCUCGCAAAAAAAAGGCGGAGGAAGAAGGUGAUGAGUGUAUGCAUGAGAUCAAUCCCCAUACACCAGUUACACCCACCGACCACAAGGCGGAGGUCCAUCCUCGUCCUGACGAGACGCCUGUGGGUAUUGGUGAGGGAGGAGGCGGGCAGGAGAAAGGGCGAGAGAAAACAAAGAAAAAGAGGAGGUUCCGGAGGUUUGCCUCUUUCUGUUGUUUGUCUCGCCCCAAAUCCACCAGAGCUCAGGAUGAGCAGGUGGAGCAGGGUGAAGUGGACCAGGACGCUGACGCCAGACCAUCCAUUAGGUGUUCUAAUGAUCAGACUUCUCUACAGGACAUUGUCUGUACUGUAAAGGACAAUGAUCAUCAGGAGGCUCCUUCCAGUAGUCCUGAAGUCUACACAAGUGCUGAGGACCAGCAAAUGGAAGACGACGAGCCUCAAGAUCAGGACAGUCCAGUUACUCUGUCAGCAGGUGUGAAUGCAUCACAUCUGCCGAGACAGCUGGACUGUAAUGAGAUCACGAGGAUCGAGGACCACAUUUGCUGGAAAUAUGCCAUCGGCAGGAAGAUGGGGGAAGGAGGAUUCGGCUCCGUCUUUGAGGGGACCCGGUGCGAGGACGGCCUUCUGGUGGCUGUGAAAUUUGCAGCCAAGAUGGAGAAUGUGCCGUACAUCAGCCUUCCUGAUCAUCCCAGUCUAGUUCCUCUUGAGGUGGCCCUGACAAUCAUGGCCAAUCAAGGCCCCAGCUGUUGCCAAAUCAUAGAGUUGCUGGACUGGCAGGACAAUCCAGACCAGUAUAUCAUGUUCCUAGAGCGGCCCUCACCCUGUGUCAACAUGCACCUUUUUUGGCAGUAUCACGGCAACCUCUUUAGUGAGGAGUUAGCACGUCAUUUCAUGUGGCAGGUGAUUGACGCUGCUGCCGUGUGCUGUUCCCGGGGGGUGUUCCACCGGGACAUCAACAUGCCAAAUCUCCUCGUCAACACAGAGACCCUGGAGGUCAAAAUGAUUGAUUUCGGGUAUGGGGACCUCCUGAAAAGCUCUUCUUACAACACCUACUCUGGGACAGCGAUGUACUGCCCUCCCGAGUACUUUGAGAAGGGCGAGUACCAUGGGAAGGAGGCAACAGUGUGGUCGCUGGGCGUGCUGCUGUUUGCCAUGAUCGCCAGCCUUUUCCCGAACAGCGGCGAUAUCGGCUUGAUGGACGCUGAUGUCUGGUUCCACUCGGGCUUCUCAGAUGAAUGCUGCCAUUUCAUUUGAGGUUGCCUGAAGAGCAACCCAGAACAGAGGCUUUAUUUGGAGGAGAUGCUGUUCCAUGACUGGUUCGAGGUACCAAGUCUAAGAUAAGCUCAAAUGUAUAUACUGACAUUUGGU